AUGAGCCAAAUUCUGACCCCUCGACAAGCUGAAGAGCUACAUAAGGCCAUUAUUGCAUACCUGUCGUCGAACAACCUGCCUAACACGGCAGCUGCCUUAAGAGAAGAACUGAACCUUGGUGACACAUUUGAUACUAAUACUUCUAAGAAAUAUGAAGGUCUUUUGGAAAAGAAAUGGACUAGCGUUGUGCGAUUACAGAAGAAGAUUAUGGAACUAGAGUCGAAAACGGCUACUCUGCAGUCAGAAUUGGAUAAUGCGACACCUACCUCUCUAUCUAAGCGGAAUCAAGACCCGUCUAGUUGGCUCCCUCGGUCUCCGCCACGUCAUACCCUGGAAUCUCAUAGGGGCCCUAUUACCUGCGUCGCCUUCCAUCCCGUCUUCUCUUCCUUAGCUACGGGUUCCGAGGACUAUACGAUAAAAAUUUGGGAUUGGGAGCUGGGAGAGCAGGAGCGCACAAUCAAGGGGCAUACAAAAGCAGUGCUGGAUGUGGAUUUCGGUGGUCCUAGGGGUGGGACCCUUCUGGCGUCGUGCUCGAGUGACCUAACUAUCAAGCUGUGGGAUCCUUCCGAUGAAUACAAGAAUAUUAGAACUUUACCCGGGCAUGACCAUAGCGUUAGCGCCGUUCGCUUCAUCCCGUCAGGUGCAGCGGGUGCGCCAAGUUCUAGCAACCUUCUCGUAUCUGCUUCUAGGGAUAAGACGUUACGUUUAUGGGACGUGACGACGGGCUAUUGCGUCAAAACGAUACGAGGACAUGCAGAUUGGGUCAGAGAUGUUUGUCCAUCACCGGAUGGCCGUUAUCUUCUAUCUGCCGGAAAUGAUCAGACUGCUCGCCUCUGGGAUAUUUCGCUUGCUAACCCUGAAAGCAAGCUGACACUCGUCGGCCAUGAACAUACAGUCGAGUGUUGCACUCUCGCUCCUCCAUCAACCUACCAAUAUCUUGCACCACUUGCUGGAUUGAAAAAGCCGCCUCCAGCAUCGAGCACUGCGGAGUUUAUGGCAACAGGUUCUCGAGACAAGUCGAUACGUAUUUGGGAUGCGAGAGGCAACUGUAUUAAGACCCUUCUCGGACACGAUAACUGGGUAAGAGCAUUGGUAUUUCACCCAGGUGGUAAAUAUCUCCUUAGUGUCUCCGAUGACAAGACGUUACGGUGCUGGGAUUUGGCCCAGGAAGGAAAAAAUGUGAAGACGCUCGUAGAUGCGCAUGGUCACUUUGUGUCCUGUUUGAGGUGGGCCCCAGGCAUUAUACGCGAGCCUGUGACAAACGGGUCAGGCGAAGGUCUGAAUGGCACAUCUCUAAAUGGCAUUGCAAAAGCCGCGGCUGUUGCCGAUGUUCAAAUCCGGUGUGUUAUUGCAACUGGGUGUGUGGAUUGUAAGUUGAGAAUUUUUGCCAACUGA
Molecule: messenger RNA, 1395 nt
Organism: Daldinia childiae
Lineage: Eukaryota; Fungi; Ascomycota; Sordariomycetes; Xylariales; Hypoxylaceae
Product: Nuclear distribution protein PAC1
Exons: 3
Coding region: 1-1395 (464 amino acids)
Molecular function (GO): protein binding
Source: RefSeq, a predicted model, not a curated record